Sphaeramia orbicularis (orbiculate cardinalfish) is the source of this 701-nucleotide messenger RNA. It is a transcript of the gene glod5, whose product is annotated as glyoxalase domain containing 5. The coding region runs from base 109 to 606 and encodes 165 amino acids. Lineage: Eukaryota; Metazoa; Chordata; Actinopteri; Kurtiformes; Apogonidae. The record is from RefSeq and is a predicted model, not a curated record. The transcript is spliced from 4 exons.
CUGGUGCCGUGUCUCCUGUUGUGUCCACAGUGGAGCUGCAGUCUGUCUGCAGUCCACGGAGUCCACGGAGGUGAAAAACACGGAAGUACCGAGUCAGACCGAGCAACGAUGGCGACCAGGACAGUCUGCAGCCGUUUGUCGCUUUUCCAGCGUCACUGCAUAAAGCAGGUCUUCAUUCAGACACAGUGCAAAGGGUCCUGCCCUGUUGAAGUGAGCCACCUGGACCAUUUGGUGCUGACCGUGAAAAAUCUGCAACAUACUACUCAGUUUUAUUCCUCUGUUCUUGGCAUGGAGGUAAUCACUUUCAAGGGAAACAGAAAAGCACUGAGCUUCGGGAGACAGAAGUUUAACCUUCACCAGCAGGGCCAGGAGUUUGAGCCUAAAGCCAAACGUCCAACACCAGGCUCUGCAGACCUGUGCCUCAUCACAAAAACCCCUCUGGCCUCAGUGGCUGCACACCUGAAGGUGUGUGGAGUGGAAAUAGAGGAGGGUCCAGUUGAGAGGAGUGGGGCUGUGGGGCCCAUCACCUCUCUGUACUUCAGAGAUCCAGAUGACAAUCUGAUCGAAGUGUCCAACUAUAACCAACCAGCAUCAGAGGGGCCUUGACAUUUCCUUUUGCCUCAGUAGUUAUAAUAUAUGAAAAUGCGACCAAUACACCUGUAGUCUUUCUGUUCGACAAACAAUUAAAGUUUGAGUGACGA